AUGCAACCAUAUAGCAGAUUCGGUGGUACAAGGAAAUGCUUUUACGAGUUUCAAAUGUUGGCAAACUGCCAUACAUCUGCAAAUACCAAGAAUGUGAGGGAAUGUUUACCAGCUUUUGAAGAUUACAACGAGUGUCUACACGGAUUAAAAGAACGCGCAAAGGCAAGAGUGAUGAUGGAACAGUUGGCCAAAAACGAAGAGACCGGCAAAGGUGUUACCGCCAAGGAGCUUUACAAGAAGAGUAACCAGAUUUAUGAGAAUUUGAACUUGGUAACACAGAGUGAUUGA
Messenger RNA from Lodderomyces elongisporus, 288 nucleotides. RefSeq lists its product as uncharacterized. The transcript has a single exon. Bases 1 to 288 code for a protein of 95 amino acids. The record is from RefSeq and is a predicted model, not a curated record. NCBI's taxonomy places the organism in Eukaryota, Fungi, Ascomycota, Pichiomycetes, Serinales, Debaryomycetaceae.